AUGUGUGAAUCGAGUUCGAGCUUAUUAAUUUCCUUGUCAGUAUGGCUUAUACUGAGUGCCGCUCGACAAGUGUUUGAUUUAAUCGGCAAAUUGUGGGUACUUGUUAUUUUUAAUUUACUUCAGAUUGUUUCAGUUAUUUCGGGUAUUUUUGCUGCCUGUCAACAGCGUUUGCUUCUUCUUAUUGCAUUUACUUUUUGUAGCUUACUAUCCAUUAUUUAUAAUGCUCUGUUAUUACUAUGGUACAAAGGAUUUUUCGGUGAUAAUAUGCGAUCAUUUAUUAGUGCUGGUUUGCCCUAUUCGCAUAGCUUUUUUAUUCGAUACACACCGAUGUGCUCGUCAUAUUUCAAUUUGAGCAUCUUAGAAUGGGUCCAAACCAAUUGUUUAGUGCAAUAUAAACAAAUUGAGUCAUUACAAUGCAUCAUUCAUAUUAUCCUUGCCACUUUAUCCAUAUUAUUAUCGAUCAAAUCAUUCUGCAAAUUGGCUUCAAAACGAAAGUGCGUUAAUAAUAAAUUUUCUGUGAAACCGUAUAAUUUUCACAAAAUGUCUUACAAUAUUCUAAUUACAAGGUUUACUGUAAUGAUUUCUUGCAUUAUUGUUAAACUGCCGCUUCAGCAUAAUUCAGCCAAAAAUUUCGAUGAUCGUCUUGCUUUAAAUCGUUCGUCAGGAAGCAAUAUGACUUCUCUGAUUUCAUUUGACCCUAAAAGCAACACUCUUAUACGUGUUAGAGAACAUGUUGAAGAAGAUCUGGAUGAUGGUUUCCUUAUAUCAGAUUAUAAAAAUGGUAAAUCUAUUUACAGACAGGUAAGUAUAAUUCAUAAAUUGCAAUACUUUUUUUGA
Messenger RNA from Dracunculus medinensis (Guinea worm), 837 nucleotides. The record is from the annotation of a GenBank genome assembly. NCBI's taxonomy places the organism in Eukaryota, Metazoa, Nematoda, Chromadorea, Rhabditida, Dracunculidae.